Geodia barretti is the source of this 2282-nucleotide messenger RNA. The record is from the annotation of a GenBank genome assembly. NCBI's taxonomy places the organism in Eukaryota, Metazoa, Porifera, Demospongiae, Tetractinellida, Geodiidae.
CACCUUUGACCUCAUAAAACAGGGGUGUAUUCUACACGAAGUGAGUGUAGAAAAAGGAUGGACCCUCGCCAGAAGGAGUUCGAUGCGGCGUUAAGAAAGCUGACUCCAGUUUUCCAGAGACAGCUCGCGGCCAAAGACGUCCGCCAUGACCUGUACGGCAGAGAUCAGUUGACGUGGAACGAGUACGAACGAAUAGGCGUGGCAAGGACAGAUGGAGAGGCAGCUGAUGAGCUGAUGAAAGCUCUCCGUAGAAGAGAUUCGCGUGUUCUGGACAUUCUUGUGGAGUGCUUGGCUGAACAGCAAGAGGCAAAUGCUGAUCUCAUCCACAAAAUUAGAAAUUUCUUCCCUGAGAAACCACGCCCAACUCCACCCCCUACUAAUGACCCAGAGCCAGUGACUACCUACGACGACUGGCCUGCUCCUGUGGCAACCACACCCACUUCCCACCCCCCCAUUCCUCCUCCUCCCGAGGAGGGUACGGAUGUGGGGAGGAAAGAUGCCUACAAGAUGUCGAGCAAGCCGCGAGGCAUGGCACUCAUAAUAAACAACCGCAACUUUACCUGUGGCAUGAAGGAGAGGGUGGGGACUAACAAAGACGCUGAAAACCUGUUCAGCCUGUUCAACUGGCUGGGGCUGGCCACCAUGCGUAAGGACAACCUCACUGGGAAGGCAAUAACAAAGGAGUUUGAGGAUCUGUCACGUCGUGACCACUCUGCUUACGACUGUGUUGUGAUAGCUCUACUGACACACGGCAUUAGCGGCAGACUGUACAGCACUGAUGGUGACCUCGUCCCAAUAGAAGAACUCACCAAGUGUUUUGAUGGCGUCAAUUGUCCCUCACUCAUUGGGAAGCCAAAGGUGUUCAUUGUUCAGGCAUGUCGGGGAGGCAAGUUUGACUAUGGAGUAGACAGUGAGUCCACAGAUGGAGGUGACACUGCUGCAGAUGACAACGAACAGGUGAAGGAACUUAUGGAAAAACAGGUGACACAAACACUGGAACAGCUCUCUAGGUGACACCCCUAAUAGGCACCUCUAUAAAGGACACCAGUUGUAAUUUAGCCCUGAAACAAGGGCAACUCACUUAUGCUCACACAUUCCUCAAUUCCACUGGUGUCAACAUUGUGAUUAGUCCUCUCAGUUCGACAGAGUCAUAGAGAAGGCUCUGGAUGCAGACGAGACUGACGGUGGAGGAUACUCACGAGAGGCCCUGCCAACUGAGGCUGACUUUGUCUUGGCCUAUGCCACAGUUCCUGGGUACGUCUCCUGGCGUAAUUCAGAGUACGGGUCGUGGUUCAUCAAGGCAUUUGUGGACACAAUGAGAGAACUGGCGAGUAAAGAGCAUUUCAUGGACAUCUUGACUGAGGUGAACCGCAAAGUGGCCUAUGACUUCCAGUCACGUGGUCGCAACAAGCAAAUCCCAGCGCCUGUCACUAUGUUGACUCGCAAGCUGUACUUCAGGCCAGGUGGCCGAUGAAGAUGUCCCACUUCACCCGACAACCACUAGUCGUGUUAUUAUAAUUAUGAUGCAAACUCUGCUACACCAUUAUUCUAGACAAUUACAUGUUUGUAUCCUCUUAGUAUUGAUGACUACAGUUUUUUUACUUCAUCAGAGUAUAUACCUAUGUAGCCAUUACAUAAUAUAGUGCAUGUGCCAUUGAAAAUGAAAGCUAUGUCGAUCUGUGUGUACAGUAACCAGUGAAUUUGACAACAGCAUGAGCAAUACGUAGCUGAAAAUAGUUACUCUAUUUCCAAAAGCAACUUAAACAUUGAAAAUAAACAGCUGAUCAUGUAGGCAAUGAUUCGUGUCCACAAGAGGUUGUUUGUUAGUUCAAGGGUCAAUGAAGGAGACCACGAUGUAUCGUGUGCCACCAGUGACAGUGAGUCCCUCGUGCCAGUGGGUGAGUCUGCCCGGGUGCAUGAACGUCCAUCCUAUCUUUGUCUCCACAACACUGCAGUUGUAGCGAAGGAACCGACAACCACCUCCCUGGUGGUCGACGCCAAGGCGAGUGAGGGCCACAUUGAUAGUGAAUGUGGAGGAAUCGUGAUGUGGUCUCAGAUUAGACUGGCCCUGGGGGUGGUACUUAACCACAAAGUUCAUGAUGGCAUGACCCUUGGAAAAGUAUCCGGGGAAGACCUUCAGUUGUACUGGCACUACGUAUUUCUUGAUGAGCUCAAGCCACUGUUUCUCAAACCCAAUCUGCAGUCAGUCGGUGUAGUCAGUACACUGGUAAAAUGGAGUAUGUACAGGUGGAGAGAAACCUGGUUCAUGUGGAUGUCUCUAG